Molecule: messenger RNA, 803 nt
Organism: Venturia canescens
Lineage: Eukaryota; Metazoa; Arthropoda; Insecta; Hymenoptera; Ichneumonidae
Product: NADH dehydrogenase [ubiquinone] 1 alpha subcomplex assembly factor 3
Exons: 3
Coding region: 130-729 (199 amino acids)
Biological process (GO): mitochondrial respiratory chain complex I assembly
Cellular component (GO): mitochondrial inner membrane
Source: RefSeq, a predicted model, not a curated record
AAUUCAGAUUCAGCACCUCCACCAAAUCUCGACGAUGAUGACCGACGUGCAUGAGUGACAUAACCCAUUGAAAAUAUUUCAUAAACAAACGGCAAUUGAUUGCAAAUUAUAAAAAAUUAUUAAUCCAAUAUGAAAAGUUUUUUGCCCAGACUAAUUGGUGUAGGAUCGGUUAAAUUAAUAAGAAGUUUCCAUCGCUCAUGUGUUCCGAGACACUUAGGCUCCCGAUCGUACGAUGGAGAUGGAAAAACGACGGUAUCUAUUUUGAAUACAGAUCUCAAUUAUGGUUUAAUGAUUGAUGGCCUUUCGAGUUCUGGAUUCAAAUUAAACAACGGCGUAUGGGUGUUGGGACCAGUAAUAAUAUUUCCAAAAUCAAUAAUAAGUUGGAACAUCGGAUCGAGUGAAGACAUAAACGAAGAGUCAUUGGUCCUUUUCAAAAUACUUCAACCAAAACUUGACAUUUUGAUCUUAGGCCUUGAUCAAAAGUAUGAAAACUCAGUUCCUUUCAUACAAACAGUAAAGACACUGGGGAAAAAAAUUGGCAUGAAUAUUGAAAUUUGCCAAACGGUACAUGCUUGUACAACUUUUAAUUAUUUGAAUGCGGAAAGAAGAUAUGUUGCUGCUGCGCUGAUGCCUCCAAGAAUACAAUUGCCUAGAGGAAUUAAGGCUUUACAAGAUACAGCAAUGAGGAGGAGGCUUGCUAUAGCAGAAGAACAAAUUUCUGCAAAAUGAUAAAAUAGUUUAUAAAUAUUAUAGUGAAAAAUGAAAUAAAAUUGAAUGAAAAAACAUGUUUUCAAAAAUAUUAA